GCCUAGCCAUCAUCGUUAGGUCUACAACCACGUCCUUCCUUUCCUUUCCUUUGUUCAUUGCCCUGAGCGCUCCCGUAAUCCGCUCAGCAUGUUCUCCCCGGACGCCUCGCGCGUGCAAUCCCUCCGGCCCAAAAGAACGCGACCGUCAUCUGGACCAGAAGACUCAAUUAAACUUCCCCAAGCGAAGAGAAAACGAUCGGCUCUGCGACGAGAUACAUUCGAACCACUGGCUGAAGCUAGUCUAAAUGAAAUUGCCGGACGUGAGGCAGGCGACGAGAAACCCAAUGGACACACUCCAGCCCCUGCGCACCAGAAGGAAUUGACCCUACGCGGUGCAAAGAAGCCAGAAAAGCGUUCAGAUCGAUCAGCGGGAGCAGUAAAUCCCACGUUAACGCUGUCCAGCAAUGACUUCUACACUGUAUCCCAACUCCCUUCGCUCCCGGAGCAGAUCAGAAACAGGCCUACGAUCCCCUUUUCCUGCGUCAUUUCCCAAGAGUAUGGAUACGCCCUUGCUCUCACCCACAGCGACGCCAUAAUCUGGCCAUACAAUUCAAGCGCAUCUACCCCGUCAUCUCGAGAUGUCAUCACUUUCAAACUGCCUUUCCCUCCCGCCUCGGUCGACGAUCCUUUACCGCUCGCAGCCUUUACUGCCAGAUCUGCAAACGGAGAGCCAGGAAUUGUCGCAGUCUCCGCCAAACUGGGAAAAGUAGUAUAUUGGGAGACAAUUUCUAAUGCCUCGACGUUCAUCCCAGGCCAAAAUGCGAACGUACAGGGUUCAAUACCUGGGAUGCUGAGCGGCGAGGCCGUGGAAGAGCUUGUCAAUGCUGAGCCAUCCGGCUUUGUCCUAUCUUUGCGACACGGUCGUGUGGUACAUUUGACAAUACGAGACCAAAUGGGCCGCCCCGGCAUCGGCGUACAAUUCUUGCGAAAAUACAACAAUGGUUCCGGAGGGAUAUUUGGCAGCAUUCGGAAUGCCUUUGGCGUCGAUCGGAGAAAGGGCACACCCAUCAUUAAGGCAGGAGGCUCGAGGAAAGGUCAACGUGAUGUGGUUGUGGCUACCGAGGAUGCGGAAAUCGAAUUCUGGAAUACCAAUCUGAGUGUCGGAAACUCUCUCGAAACAUCAUUCAGCUUCAAAGAGGAAAUUGGAAGCGCACUGAAAGUAAUUCUCGGGGAUACGCCGUCUCUACAAUUCAAGGUGCUUGACGUUGAACUGUCCACAGGACUCACUACGGCUUUGACUCGCAGAGGCAGUCACGGUGCUCCUAUGAUGGUCUUGAUUUCAGUCUCGCAAGACGCGAGAACGACUUAUUACCUGGUUGAAAUGGUGGUAGACGAGGGAGCUAAAGUGAGGGUUGUACACCCGAUCACAUGCUACUCUACCAAAUCCUCAGACCCACAAUCAUGGCGACCGCGCCUAUGUGUUGCAAGAACACAACCUGUGGCUUUCGUCCUCUUCGAAACGGCUAUUGUUAUCUUUUCUCUGGCUAAGAUCCGAGAAUCGCCGUCGUCACAGCUGAUGGCGGAACGACAGUCGUUACCAGAACCAUUUCAAGAUUGUGUACGUUUCCAAGAUGGAACCAUUCACAAAAUCCUUGGCUAUGUGUUAGAAGCAAGCGAAAAGCAACCAGCGAUUGUGUUUGGUGUUCAGGGUUUCGGCAUUGCCAAGAUGGUGUCACAUCUUCGUGAAAGUGAUGAAGUGCAUGUGGAAGAAGCCGUCGACCGAAUAAGUGCGAAGAGCAAGAUCGAACAAGCAGUCUUCUUUGGAAGUAUCAAACAGAAUCCUUUGGAUUUAAAAAACAUCACCCAGACUUUCCCCGACAAGGAGGUUGCAGCAGCAGCAUUGAGCAUCAGCUCGGAAAUUCUGUCAUCGAGUUCGAAGCAUGUCCCCAAAAGUGCACCUUCUAUCGAAAUGCAUCUGCGAAUGAGAGCCAAGGCACUUGCUGAUCUGGCUCAACAUUUGCUGGACCAUUACCCCUCUGCUAUUCCUCGGAAUGUUCGUUUCCAACUCCUUCUAAACGCCGAGAAACUGGCUGCCGCCCAAGCUGUCUGGAAAGUACAAGAGGAAAUUCAGCGAAAAUACCCCCAGGAGGAUCGAGAGAUGCCCUAUCUUGAUUUCACCCUUCGCGCACUCCACGAGUCCAGACAAAAAUACCCUGAUCCGGAGAAAGGCGAGAAGGAUCGAAUACGACAUUGGCUUGUCAACAGUGUCAAUAACAUCGGCCAUCUUAUGUCCGAGUUGACUAGUUGCAUCCCAGAACUGGAGCCGAUGCAAGUGACUGAUCCCAGAAUUGUUGCUGACUAUCUCAAAGAAGCUGUCGACUUGUGGAUUGCGUCAUAUACUGCAGCUUUCAAAUUUCGGGAGGACAAUGCCCCAGAGUACGGUCUAGGAGACGAGGUGUUCCAAGAUGGAGUACUUGUGGCAGGAUUCCCUGUGGACAUUCCUCACCCGUGGACAUCAGCUCCGGAGCCGUUUCGAUUUGGCCAACAACUGAUUUACGACAUCUGCAAGUUCUUGACUGAGUGGUGGGAUCAUUCACUGGGCAAGAGCAAGAAGAAGAAAAUGCCGACUGAUCUGGAUGGCAAACCGUAUGAAGCACCCAGCAAAAUGGCGCUUAAAGACCUUGCUGCUCGCUUACCGACCGAGGUGGAGCUCUUUUCUCGUAUAGCGAAGGAAGAGUCCAUACAAGCCGAACGCCACCUCAAAGAGCUGGAGAAGGACCCGGAAAUCCUGAAAGAUGAACUCAAAAACCUCAAAGAUGAGAAGCGUGACCGGUUGAACAAGGCGCUCGUAAACAUCUCUCAUUUCAAUAUGCCAGGAGCGAUUCAACUGGCUGAAAAACUUGAGAACUGCCCGAUGCUUGUUGCACUGCAUUACUCGUAUUACGGCAGUUUGACAGAGGAAGCUGAAGCUAAUCCCAUGAUCAAGGAUGUCAACACAAGAGUUAUCGCCGACAUGCAGGCUCAAGCUGAGACGUACUUUGAGCGUUUUGGUAAAGCGUGGGCCUGGGCCAGCUUUAGUCAAAUGAUCGAAGAUGAUGAAUGCGGCAAUCUUUUGGUUAAGGGCCAAGAAGAUGACAAAAAGCGGCAGUUUCUCUCUUGGUUCUUCAAAAAGGCAGAAAAGUUCGGACAAAGUGUGGGCAAGCUCAGCUGGAUCCACGAUGUCAUCGGCAGCGAUGGCUAUGCGCGAGCUGAGAAAACGCUGCGGAAUGUCGCUGCUGAAGAGACAGCUGAUGUCUGGAACAAAAAGACCGAGUUGUCGCUAGCUAAAUUAGCAGGACUGGCAGCCGACGAAGGUGCUGAUCGACGUCCUCGUCAGACUGUGAGGUAUGAUCGCGAUUUAUCGGCCAUUGACAUUCAAGAACGAGCCUACCAGCAUAUCUUGGCUGCCGUUGGAGCCGCAGUGGAUGAAAAAGCGACUUUGGAUCUGGCAGUAGAGACUUUCGCUUCCAGGCUGGUCAAAGAUACGCCGGCUCUCAAGAGACAACUGAAGCAGAUCUUGAAGUCGCUGGUUCAUCAAGUACCGUUGUCGAUUGAGGAGCUGGUCGACCUUUUGACGUUGAUGGAUUCGGUGGAAUGGGUUGGCAUGGCGGAAGACAAUCCCGAAAUUGUUGGCCAAGAAUGUGCCAUCGCUCUCAGGAUUGUCGACUUUUCAGACUUGCCGAGUCACAAGCAGGAUGACCUUCGGGCUUUGAUAUGGAGAAGAGUCAUGAUCAGAGACAACUGGUUGAUGAUCAAUGAUACUAGCGGCAAGGAUGAUGAAUGGGUACAGAACGAGAUGCAACAGACUUGUUUGUUCCGCACGAUCGAACGGGUUCUAUUGCUAGAACAAUUUGAAGGGGCUAGUAUCCAUAUGUUUUCGCCCAAGGAGAUUUUGGAGAGGGAGGUAUUUCCUAGCAGUUUACAGGAACGAUACCCUCAGAGUGAAUUGGAGGGAGUUCGCAAGGAUAUGGACAAGGAGCAAACCAAGCUCAAAAAGUUUACAGAAAAGGGAAGAUUGGAAGAUCAUUAUGGUGGAUUAGUCACUUCUGCCCGUCGAAGUGUGAGGGAGAUUGUUGACCAAGAAGGUGAAAUGAUGGCUGAGGAAGUUGUCACUGAGAAUGGGACUAAAUAGUACAAUGCCUGGUCCGUAGGUACUAAUAUCAACGUACGACAAAUGUAUAUUGUGC
Exophiala oligosperma is the source of this 4166-nucleotide messenger RNA. RefSeq lists its product as uncharacterized. NCBI's taxonomy places the organism in Eukaryota, Fungi, Ascomycota, Eurotiomycetes, Chaetothyriales, Herpotrichiellaceae. Bases 89 to 4111 code for a protein of 1340 amino acids. The transcript has a single exon. The record is from RefSeq and is a predicted model, not a curated record. Gene Ontology annotation, cellular component: nuclear pore outer ring. Gene Ontology annotation, biological process: protein import into nucleus; poly(A)+ mRNA export from nucleus; transcription-dependent tethering of RNA polymerase II gene DNA at nuclear periphery. Gene Ontology annotation, molecular function: protein binding; structural constituent of nuclear pore.